AUGGACCUUUCUGGUUGCUAUGAUCUCAACAAGUUGCCGAGAGGCAUAGCUAGGAUAUCUAAGCUAAGACAUUUAAUCUUAAAUGGUUGUGAUAGGCUCCGCAAAAUACCACCAUUGAUUGGAAAACUGGUAUAUCUCCGAACAUUGUCUAUGUUUGUUGUGGGAAGGGAGAUAGGUGAAAGCAUUAGAGAGCUCGAAAAUUUGAACCUUGGAGGGCAACUAACUAUUAGAUGCUUGGAGAAUGUAAGGGAGGCAGCAGAAGCAAUUAAAGCUGACUUGAUUGGGAAGAGAAACCUCCAGUCGCUAUCUCUAUCUUGGGGAAAUGAUAAUGGAGUUACAGGCAGUGCUAACAAUGGCCAAGUAGAGCAAGUGCUCAAUUAUCUCCAGCCACACAAAUAUCUAAAGAAGCUGUCUAUAGAUGGCUACCAAGGAUUGCAUUUUCCGGGAUGGAUGGCAUUUUGUAAUCUCCCAAAUCUAACUGAGCUUGUCUUGAUGAACUGCAGAAGAUGUAAAGAUCUUCCCGCACUGGGUCAGCUUCCCUUCCUCAAGGUCCUUUACUUACAAGGAAUGGAUGCUGUGACAAGUAUCGGAAGUCAGUUCUAUGGUCAGUCGGAGAAAGCAUUCCCGUCGUUAGAAGAGCUAUCCCUCGUAGAUUUUCCUAAUUUAGAAACCUGGAGGAGCUUUAAUAGGAGAGAAGAUUUCCCUUCUCUUGCUAAAUUAGUCAUCAAUAAAUGUUUUAAGCUGAGAAACAUGCCAUACUUCCCAUGUGUUCAACAUCUAGAACUACGUAGUUGUGACAAUAUGGUACUAGAGUCGGCAUCAGAACUAACCUCCAUCACAGUUCUAGUCAUUGAUAAAUUCGCAGAGUUGGUUUUCUUGGAGAAUUUGCUUCAAAGCAACAAUCUUCUUACAUCUCUAAUGAUUAGUUCCUGUCCAAAGCUUUGCUCCAUCUCCCCCAGUUUAGCCGAGCUAAAAAAUCUGAAGUCGUUAGCAGUUCGAUGGUGUAAGGAGCUCCAUUCUUUGCCUCACGGUUUGCAGAAUCUCGCUUCCUUAGAAUCCUUGGAGAUAGUUGAGUGCCAUAGUCUUGUUUCCUUGCCAGAGGGCAUACAAGGUCUAAGAUCUCUUCGAUAUUUGUCCAUUGAGAAUUGCAAUAAUCUCACAUCUUUGCCACUUGAACUUCAAUUUCCUGCUUCACUUGAGCAUCUAACUGUCAUGUACUGUCCACAACUGGCUUCGAUGCCGGAUGAUUUUCAACAUCCAUCUGCUCUUAGAAGUCUGUCCCUUUUAAAUCUUCCAAAGCUGUCAUCUCUUCCACAGGGCCUACAAUAUGUUACUACAUUGCAAAAUUUGGAAAUUCGUGGCUGUCCUACUUUGAAAGCUUUGCCAGAGUGGUUAGUGAACCUUACCUUGCUCCGAUCAUUGGCAUUGUCAGAAUGUCAAAAUUUAAAAUCUCUGCCUGAAGGAUUGCAGCGUUUAAGUUCACUUCAGCAUCUGUCGAUUCAAGAAUGUCCUGUGCUGGAGGAAAGGUGCAGAAGGGAUGUUGGUGAGGAUUGGCCAAAAAUAGCAAGCAUCGCACAUUUCUACAUGGGAUCACAAGAGCAGAGAGAUCACAAUGGCACGAGCAGUUCAACUCACCGAAAUUAA
Manihot esculenta (cassava) is the source of this 1644-nucleotide messenger RNA. Its product is annotated as disease resistance protein RGA2-like. The transcript has a single exon. The record is from RefSeq and is a predicted model, not a curated record. Lineage: Eukaryota; Viridiplantae; Streptophyta; Magnoliopsida; Malpighiales; Euphorbiaceae. The coding region runs from base 1 to 1644 and encodes 547 amino acids.